CUCACAGCGCAGACUGACGCGCUUAAUUGACUGUGUGAAGAGAUGCGCGCAUUGGACGGUGAGAUUGUUCGCGAGGAAGCUGAGUUGGACGAUUUCAAGAGAAAAUGUGCGAAGAGCUGGAUACAGGCCAAGUUCGGAGGUCUUGCAGAGUGUUGUGAGAAGGGUGUGAUUGUUGGCGACAUAGGCAAAACUAUCAUUGCAAAAUUCCCGAAGACGUGACACAACCAGGACUUCCUCGAACGUAUUAUAGCGCUCACCAAUGUGUCGGUGCCCUUGUAUCUGAGGCAC
Suillus clintonianus is the source of this 288-nucleotide messenger RNA. RefSeq lists its product as uncharacterized. The record is from RefSeq and is a predicted model, not a curated record. The coding region runs from base 43 to 219 and encodes 58 amino acids. The transcript has 3 exons. Lineage: Eukaryota; Fungi; Basidiomycota; Agaricomycetes; Boletales; Suillaceae.